Molecule: messenger RNA, 1425 nt
Organism: Protobothrops mucrosquamatus (brown spotted pit viper)
Lineage: Eukaryota; Metazoa; Chordata; Lepidosauria; Squamata; Viperidae
Product: zinc finger protein 883-like
Exons: 1
Coding region: 7-1425 (472 amino acids)
Biological process (GO): regulation of transcription by RNA polymerase II
Cellular component (GO): nucleus
Molecular function (GO): RNA polymerase II transcription regulatory region sequence-specific DNA binding; DNA-binding transcription factor activity, RNA polymerase II-specific
Source: RefSeq, a predicted model, not a curated record
AAAAGCAUGGAGAGUGGGAAGCUCUUGGAUCCCCCGUCAGACACAAGCAGCACUCUGAAAAACCACCAAGGAACCCAUGAAUGCUCAGAGUGUGGGAAAGCCUUUGCUCGCUGGUCCCUCCUUUUGACCCACUGGAAGGUCCAUGUGGGAAGCGGAUCCAGUCAAGAAUUGGAGGGUGAGAAAUCCUUUUUUGGAAAAGGUGCCAAAGAUCUCAGAAACCCCCCCAGAUUAAAACCCCAUAAAUGUGAGGAAUGUGAUUUAUGCUUUGGUCAAAAGUCAAACCUUCUUAGGCAUCAGAAAAUCCACACCGGAGAGAAACCUUAUCAAUGUCUGGAAUGUGGGAAAUGUUUCCGUGAAAAAACCUAUCUCAGAGACCACGAGAGAAUUCACACAGGGGAGAAACCUUACGAGUGUUGGGAAUGUGGGAAGAGCUUUCCUCGGAAGUCAGAUCUUUGGCACCAUGAGAAGAUUCAUACAGGAAUAAAAUCUUACAAAUGCUUUGAGUGUGGAAAAUGUUUCACCGACAAUUCAACUCUUCGGAAGCAUUUGAAAACACACAGAGGGGAGAAAAACGAAAAGUGCCCUGAAUGUGGGAAAUGUUUUGCCUUGAAAUCACACCUGGUGCAACAUCAGAGACGUCACACGGGAGAGAGACCCCAUGAAUGCCCAGAAUGUGAGAAACGAUUUAUGUAUUCUUCUGAACUUCAGAGACACCAGAAGAGUCACAAAGAGGAGAAACCCUAUCAAUGUGGGGAGUGUGGGAAAGGUUUUGUUACUCAAACAGCGUUUCAGGUUCAUGAGAGAACCCACACGGGGGAGAAACCGUUCAAAUGUGGGGAGUGUGGGAAAUGCUUUACCCAAAAACACCACCUUGCAACACACCAGAGGCUCCACACAGGAGAGAAGCCAUACAAAUGCCCAGAAUGUGGGAAAUCUUUUGCUUAUAAGGAUGUACUUUGGAAACAUCAUAAAACCCACACAGGGGAGAAGCCCUAUGAAUGCAAUGAAUGUGGAAGAUUUUAUCGUACCACAUCAGCCCUUUGGAGACAUGUGAAAAUUCACACAGAGGAAAAAAACUACAAAUGUUUAGACUGUGGGAGAGCUUUUGUUCUUUCAUCUCACCUUAAACGUCACAGCCGAAUGCAUACAGGAGAGAAGCCCCAUAAAUGCUCGGAGUGCAAUAAAUAUUUUUCUCACAAACAAACUCUUGUGAGACAUCAGAGAAUCCACACUGGAGAAAAACCAUAUAAAUGUCUGGAGUGUGGGAAAUGUUUUGCCCAGUCUUCAUCACUUCACAAGCACACCAGAAAUCACACAGGAGGGUGGCCUUACGAGUGUGCAGAAAAUGAGAAACCUUUUCAGUGUAAAUCGAAGCUAAAAAUACAUCAGGAAGUCCAUAACGGAGAUAUAUCUCUUCUGUCAUAA